AUGAAGACCCAAACCUUUAUCGUCGCCCUCCUCGCUGCCGCCGCAGAGGCAGCACUGGUCCGCAUCCCCAGACAGGCCAACAACGGCACAGCCUCAGCAGGCGGCGCCACGGGAGGUGCGGCGGCAGGCGGCGCAGACUUCGGCUCCUGCACGCCGACCAUGGACUUCCAGACGGGCCGCGCCGAGUUCAACCGCAAGGCCGACGAGGGCACCUUCUUCCCCACCGAUGCCACCCUCGUCGGCAACAGCGGCCAGAGCGACGCCCUCAACCCAAACAUCAUCACCAACUUCAUCUGCGACCAGCUGACCAACGUCUGCGGCGCCAACGACGCCGCCGUCUCCCAGUGCGAGGACGCCCAGGCCCAGGUCGAGGGCCUGGGCACCAAGGACCAGAGCACCGCCGACGCGUUCAACUCUGCCCUGGGCUUCUAA
This is a messenger RNA of Diaporthe citri, 432 nucleotides long. RefSeq lists its product as uncharacterized. The transcript has a single exon. NCBI's taxonomy places the organism in Eukaryota, Fungi, Ascomycota, Sordariomycetes, Diaporthales, Diaporthaceae. The coding region runs from base 1 to 432 and encodes 143 amino acids. The record is from RefSeq and is a predicted model, not a curated record.